AAAAAAAAACUUCCACAGCCAGCCGCAUUAAUUUAUUUUAGGUACGUACAUUCAUUACAAUACGUGAAAAAAAAUGGACUAUAAUACCCCCAUCCUUCGCAUGUUUUCUUCAAUUUGAAGCACUGAAAGUCUUUAAAUAAAUGGAAACAAAAAGGCACCUGUCCAAUUUACACCAAAUAUAAACGCUGGUCUCGUGUGUGACGUAGGGACAAAGUUAAAUCUUAGGUUAUCAGUGUCCACAUGAAGGCACCACAAACGCAGAAUUCGCACAUCUUCACUUUUGACAGUUUUAAGAACCCUCGUUUAAAUGUGCCUAUGUGUGUGGAUGAUAGGCCAAACCGUAGAAAAAUUUCUUUUUGCCAAAUACCCUGCUAUAGACUUCAUAAUGGUAUUGAUGGGACAUUGGGCAUGGGCCGAUCCGUCAAAGCUGACCAAGUGAAAACACAGCUUUUUACGUUGAAAAUUCUUGUGAAUAAAUGUGUAAAUCCUUCAAUUCUAUAUAGAUAUGGACGUAAAACAGUCUCGAUUUGAGGUUAAAAGCAAAAAAAAAAACAAAAAAAAACGGGCAGUUAGCAUUUAUUUUAUGUAAAUACUGCAAACUAUGAUGCCAAUGCCGUAGUGGCUAAUUUCUCCCAUUGAUUUUUUUUUUUUUUUUCACGUUUCAAAAUGCAUGCAUGGUACGAAAAAUAUGACCUUGAAUCCUCGAACUAAUCACUCCUGAGACAAUCCUUCCUGUUUGUAUGCGGUACAGCUUUUGAACUUUUAUCCUAAAUCCGUGAAAUCCCUGCAUGUGUCGCUGCGACCGACUGCAAAUACCUGAAGCGGAUUGUGGGAUGGGCCCCCUGCUUGAAGGCGUUGCGCAACGGCUGGCCGAAUUGACCUGUCAAUACAAUUAUGAAGUCUAUGAGCCUGCUACGUGUAGAUAUGCCCUUUUGCCUCAACUGGACUUUAAUUGCGGGGAGUUCCUUAACGCAAAUUUGCUGCUUACUUAGCAGCCGGCAGCAGAAUAAUGGCAACAAAUUGCAAUAUAUAUUUAAAAAAAAAAAAAAGAUGGACAACAAACUAUAGUUCUGUGAACGGUACAGAAAGAACAUAAUAAAAUCAGAACGUUGGAAGUUUCGAAACGGUGGAAGCUAUCAUGUACAUUACUCGGUGCAAUUUUGCUUGUGUUUGUGAAAACAUCUGUUAGGAACCCAAAAACGAAGACCGACAAUUAAAGUUACUAUCAGUUAUCCUCUACCAAAAAUUAGAAUUGCAUAUUUGAUACCAGUAGUAUUGAACACAAAAGUUGGGAAAUUUAUUUUCACAGUAUGUCAUCACUAAUAUUAUUACAAAACCACACCGAUUCAUAAUAGACAACAUUUAGGAUAGACCAGGAGAACACUGAGACACCUGACCCCUAUAGGGUUAUCGUGGGAGGUCAUUGAGUGCUGGGAUGGCAGAUGGGACAAAGCGAGCCCGUCUCCAUCUCAGGGUCCGGUAUCUGCGACCAGAGGGCAGCAAUGUGAGGUGAGAGGAUGGCCCGGGUCGUUGAUUACUGACAGUAUAAGGCGUGUGACUUCUCUGUAGAGCAGAUCUUUGAGGUUGGGUGUGGGGUGUUUAAUUAUCUUGGAUGCAGUGUGACAUAUUUGUGAUCAGUUUGUUCCUGUUGGUGGUGGACAGGAUAUAAAAACGGGGGAAAUUACAGAGAAGGAUGCACCUCUCGAAGGAUGGGUAGGAGAACGCUAUCAAACAGCAGCGACAGGAGAUGGGGGCGGGGCAACAGAAUGUCUGAUACUGUAAUCAUCAAGCGCCGCUUGGUCGCAUAUAUAUGACGAAACACGUUUUCGUUAGCCACACUUUCGACACAGUUACUAUUCGCAUUAAAAAAUUGUAAUGCAAUAUGAUUCGUCAUUGAUUAUCUUGAUAGACUGUUAUAGGUCACAACUCAAUAUAUGACUUUACAAGUGUUUUUCUUAGGUGCGUGGUGAUAGAUAUUUACAUAGUGUCAAAUAUGAAGCUACAAGACCAAAAUGUCGUCUGAUAAUGUGAUCCGAUAGUCCGGCAACGUGUGAUUAAAUGACAAAGCUCAAGUUCACGACGAAGCUAAAGUUAGCAUGCCUUCUGUCAGUCUCAGUCGGUCCAAGAAGCAUCAGUAAACGACGGUUCAACAUCAGGAAGGAUGAUCAUGUUGGCGAGUAAACGUUUGCUCUACUGUUUGAAACAUAGAGGUCCGUGGACGUGUUUGCGCAAGAACGUCACAAAAUGGUCACCUGUUGGGGCAGCUUUCAAUGGCAAACCCCACACCAGACUGGAAAUGUUUGAGAAAAGUGUGGGUUUGUUUGGUGUGCCAGAGCUGAGUUCACCAGCAGGAUUUCAGGUGGCAACACAGACGGCUCUAAAGAACACACAGCUACUGGUUGAAAAGGUCUGUUCCUCUACUCCAGGGGUGGAGACUGUCACAGCUUUUGAUCAGCUCUCAGAUGGCCUUUGCAAAGUGGCAGACCUGGCGGAUUUUGUUAAAGUGGCACAUCCGGAUCCCAAGUAUCGCGAGGCGGCAGAGAAGACCUGCAUUGAUAUAGGCACCGUUGUCGAGAAAUUGAACACCAAUGUGAAGCUAUGCAAGAGUUUAAAAAAACUGCUGGACAACCCAGACCUUUUGGCUCAGUUGGACCCAGAUACAAGGAGAGUCGCAGAGUUAUUCAUGUUUGACUUCGAAAUCAGCGGGAUUCAUCUGGAUGAUAAACUGAGGAAAGAAGCGGUAGCUCUCCACGUAAAGCUUUUGGAUUUAAACAAUGAAUUCCUGGUUGGCUCUCACAUGCCUAACAGAAUCGCAAGAUCUGCUAUUCCCGAACAUCUUCAAUUGCACUUUGCCAGCUCAGGAAGUUUCUUAGAAGUUGGGGGAUUACACGCAGACUCACCGGAUGAUCUGGUACGUGAAAUAGCCUACAGGAUUUACCUAUAUCCUAACGCAGAUCUGAUGGAGUGUCUGGAGGAGCUUUUGAGAUGCAGACACAAGUUGGCCACACUGGUGGGAUAUGAGUCCUAUGGCCACAGAGCAUUAAAGGGAACGAUGGCAACCACACCAGAAACGGUGAUGAGGUUUCUUCAGCUGUUAACAGACCAGCUGUCAGACAGAACAGAAAAGGACUUCAAGAUGAUGAGCAACAUGAAGAAAAAACUUAACCCUCGGAAUUCUGAGCUUAUGCCGUGGGAUCAUCCUUUCCUCAGUGGAGUUUUGCGUGCUGAAAGGUACAACAUUGAACCCAGUCUGUACAGUCCCUACUUUUCUCUCGGGGCCUGCAUGGAAGGUUUGAAUAUCCUCUUCUCUCGGCUUUAUGGUGUUUCCCUCAUGCCUGAGCACCCGAGUGCUGGGGAGGUGUGGAGUGAUGACGUGCGCAAAUUGGCUGUGGUUCAUGAAACAGAGGGGUUACUUGGAUAUAUCUACUGUGACUUUUUCCAACGGCAAGACAAACCUCAUCAGGACUGUCACUUCACCAUCCGUGGUGGUCGGUGGUGCCAGGAAACUGGUACAUAUCAGCUACCUGUUGUGGUUUUGAUGCUGAGCCUGCCCCACCCCACCAGAAGUGCACCUACCUUGCUUUCCCCUGGAAUGAUGGAGAAUCUCUUCCAUGAGAUGGGCCACGCCAUGCAUUCAAUGCUGGGACGCACUCGUUACCAGCAUGUUACUGGAACUAGGUGUGCAACAGAUUUUGCAGAAGUUCCCUCUAUUCUUAUGGAGUACUUUGCCUCCGACUAUCGAGUCGUCAGCCAGUUUGCACGUCAUUAUGAAACUGGACAGCCUCUGCCAGAGAGCAUGGUGACCCGCCUAUGUGAAUCCAAGAAGGUGUGCGGUGCUGCAGACACCCAACUUCAGAUUUUCUAUGCAGCGUUGGACCAGAUUUACCAUGGCAAACCCCAAAAUCACACUACCACUGAAAUCCUGCAGGAGAUGCAGCAAAGGUUCUACGGCUUGCCUUAUACACCUAAUACAGCGUGGCAGCUGAGAUUUAGCCAUCUUAUUGGUUAUGGAGCCAAAUACUAUUCUUACCUCAUGUCCCGAGCGGUGGCCUCCAUGGUGUGGAAGCAGUGCUUCUUCCAGGAUCCUUUAAAUCGGGACAUGGGUGAGCGUUACCGCCGAGAGAUGCUAGCCCAUGGAGGAGCUAAAGAGCCCAUGUUGAUGGUAGAAGGUAUGCUUCAUAGGCGACCCACCAUAGAGGACUUUGUGGAGGCACUGGUGUCAGAGCUACAGCCAAACUUUGAAACAUUCAUCAUGGACUCUGAGAGUUGAAAGGUUUUUUUUUUUUUUUUUUGGGCUUGAAGAAGAAAUUGUAUGAAAUGCAUACCACAUGUGGGGAUACUUUAGGCCUUUUUAACUAACCUUCAAUUAUUAAAGAACUUUUUAUGUUGGAACUUUUU
Corythoichthys intestinalis (scribbled pipefish) is the source of this 4398-nucleotide messenger RNA. Its product is annotated as mitochondrial intermediate peptidase-like. Gene Ontology annotation, cellular component: mitochondrion. The coding region runs from base 2162 to 4270 and encodes 702 amino acids. Gene Ontology annotation, molecular function: metalloendopeptidase activity. The record is from RefSeq and is a predicted model, not a curated record. Gene Ontology annotation, biological process: peptide metabolic process. Lineage: Eukaryota; Metazoa; Chordata; Actinopteri; Syngnathiformes; Syngnathidae. The transcript is spliced from 20 exons.